Messenger RNA from Penicillium odoratum, 1500 nucleotides. Its product is annotated as WD40 repeat domain-containing protein. Bases 1 to 1500 code for a protein of 499 amino acids. NCBI's taxonomy places the organism in Eukaryota, Fungi, Ascomycota, Eurotiomycetes, Eurotiales, Aspergillaceae. Gene Ontology annotation, molecular function: protein binding. The transcript has 3 exons. The record is from RefSeq and is a predicted model, not a curated record.
AUGGAUACUUAUUCCAAAUCUCGCCGGCGGGAGACCCGUAAUUCUCCCGUCGAAUCGUCUUCAGACGAAUUAGCGGCAGCUUCAGAUCAUGAGCAAGCUGAUCGUCGACGAACAAGCUGGGGCGUACAUAAGAAUUUCACCCCGCAACGCCCAACCCAUGACCGUCACAUGAGAGAGACAGAGAGUCCAGAUGAAUUGGCCGUCGACGCUGAAGAAUACUGGCGCACUUCUCGCAACCGCCGAAGCCCCUCGCCCAUCAACCGCCCCACCGACAUGAGCAGCAACGCUGAACGCCUUUCGGAAGAUCGAUUGAGUACCGCGGACGAAGAUAACAAUCCUAUUCGUGACAACAUUUCUGAGCGCUCCUCCACCCCCGUUGCUUCUGUUCCGGCUCUACCUCCCAAGCCUAAGCGCCUGAACUAUCGUGAGAAGUUCGUCCUCCAAGGCCACCUGCGGGGCGUGUCUGCUGUUCAAUUCUCUCCAGACUGUUCGAUGAUCGCGAGUGCUGGUGCCGACGCAGCAAUCAAGGUCUGGGAUACAUUAACUGGCAGAUUGAUUUACACCUUCGAGGGUCACCUCGCGGGCAUUUCUACGCUUACCUGGAGUCCUGAUGGCCAAUGGAUCGCCUCUGGAUCCGAUGACAAGACCAUCCGGUUUUGGAACGUGAAUACCGGCCGAGCUCACACCAAGACCUUCGUCGGACACCACAACUAUGUCUACCAAAUCGCAUUCGCACCCAAGGGAAACAUUCUCGUGAGCGGUUCCUACGAUGAAGCCGUGUUUUUGUGGGAUGUGCGCCGAGCGCGCGUUAUGAGAUCUCUCCCUGCCCAUUCCGACCCCGUCGCUGGUAUUGAUGUCGUUCACGACGGUACACUAAUUGUGUCCUGCGCAUUGGAUGGUCUUGUUCGCAUCUGGGAUACACACAGCGGCCAGUGUCUCCGAACUCUUGUGUUCGAGGACCAGCCGCCUGCCACCUGCGUCAAAUUCUCGCCGAAUGGCAAGUACGUUCUGGCGUGGACUCUGGAUGGCUGCAUCCGUAUGUGGAAUUAUGUUGAGAGCCGAGUCGUCAAAACAUUCCAGGGUCAUGUCAACAAGAAACAUAGUCUGUCCGGGUGCUUUGGUCGGUACGGCCCGCAGGAUAUCCAGUACUCCCCACCGUUGUGCUUUGCCGUCAGCGGCAGUGAGGACGGUGCUAUCAUAUGCUGGGACCUGACUAGCAAAAACAUCCUCCAGCGCAUUGAGGGUCACACUGAUGUUGUUCUCUGCGUUCACUCGGGCAGUUUGAACGGCAAGCGUCUCCUCGUGAGUUGCGGGUUAGACAAAACAGUCCGUGUAUGGGAAGAGGUUCCCGAAGAGGGAGAUUCCAAUGGAGUCUCUGACGAUGCCAUUAGUUUGCCCAACGGCGUUUCUGUUGCUGACGAGGAUGGCGACAACGCGAUGACGGACGCUCCAGGGCCUUCUGCUACUACCACUCCUGCAGAGGAUUUGAUGAUGACAUGA